Salvelinus sp. IW2-2015 is the source of this 3359-nucleotide messenger RNA. It is a transcript of the gene vash1, whose product is annotated as vasohibin 1. Gene Ontology annotation, cellular component: cytoplasm. The record is from RefSeq and is a predicted model, not a curated record. Gene Ontology annotation, biological process: regulation of angiogenesis. NCBI's taxonomy places the organism in Eukaryota, Metazoa, Chordata, Actinopteri, Salmoniformes, Salmonidae.
AGUUACACGAGGGUUAUACUACUAGCGAGAUGCAAGAAGUCCGCUGUUGGAUAACAAAUCAUGGGGAAACGGAAGACUAGUUUGCUUCAAUGAAGAGGAUGAUAAGUUUGAAAGAUCAGAGAAUAAAAGAGAAAGACCGUACCAAAGUACAGGUGAAAAAAAAGAACGAUCCUUAAGAAAUAAAGGAAAAAGAAGUACCUGCAGGCCAAAAUAUGCAUCAUGGCUGUUCUUCCAGUACAACAGUCAGCUUGGUCCCCCUUAUCACAUCCUCGUCGACACCAAUUUUGUCAACUUCUCCAUCAAGGCUAAACUCGACAUAGUUCAGUCAAUGAUGGACUGCCUGUACGCCAAAUGUAUCCCAUGCAUCACAGACUGUGUAAUGGCUGAGAUAGAGAAACUGGGGAUGAAGUAUCGAGUAACUCUAAGGAUAGCCAAGGAUCCUUGGUUCGAACAACUGCCAUGCAACCACAAAGGAACUUACGCUGAUGACUGUUUAGUUUAAAGGGUAACACAGCACAAGUGCUACACCCUGGCAACUGUGGACAGAGACCUAAAGAGAAGAAUCAGAAAGAUCCCAGGAGUACAUCUCCAACCAUAGGUUCAACAUUGAAAGAAUGCCUGAUGACUAUGGUGCUCCAAGAUUUUAACAUUCAAUGGAUGGACAUAGAAUUUAAAUUCCAGUUGGACUGUGGCUUCUGUCGAGGACGAUUUGAUUGCCUGCUUAUUGUAUAUUGUCAAAGGACUUGAGUUCAUGCUGUUUUUUUUUUUUUAUGAAAAAAGGAAUGACAUAAUAUUUUUUGCAAGCUUAUUCUGGCUGUGUUUUUUUACCAAUCCAAACCUAAUUUUUGUCCCAUAAAAGUGCAAUAAAUUAAUGGGAGAAGUAAAAUGUCUCCAGUUUUUCUACUAUAGUACUCCUAGAGCUUUGAUAACUUGGAGAAUGCAUUUAUUAUACAGCCAUUGAGCUUUGCUGCAUGUAAAGUAUCCAAGAAUGAUGCCAAUACAAUAUAUUUGCUGUUAAAUGUUAAUAUAAUAGCUGCCCACUGUGCUGGCAUAUCAAGUACCUGCAAGCCAUUGCGGUUCACAGUAAAUUUAUCAAUAGACUAAUGCAUUUUCCGCUCAUCAUUUGUCUGUAAUAGAGGAGUAAUUUAGUUUGGCUAACGCCACCCACAGUAGACGAAAUGUGCAUGUCGUGGAAGAUGUAAUCCGUCAAAUAGAGCAUGCGCAGCUGCUGGGUUCUGGGAGUGUCUGAGCGGCGCAAUAUUGUAGCAGGCAUGAGAUCAGCACUCGCUACUGUGAAGCCAUGGGCGUUCAAACUGGACAAUGACUUGGACUGACAAGAAGAAUAUAAUGUCAAAUGGACUGGACUGAAAUGCGCCACCGGCUAAGCAGAGUGUCGAAGAAAUGUCAGAUCGAAUCUUUCCCGGCGUUUUGGAUAUAGACGGAAUCACCGCUCUGGGAUAACGGUGCCGGGUAUUAGUGCAUUGUAAUACAGUAGUUUGUUGUGGCCUACCCUGUUGGAAGACUGCUAUUUUUUCCGUUAUGUUGUAGGCAUUGUGUGUAUUCAUUAUUUCCAAGGUGCUGAAUUUAUCCUCGAUGUUGUAGGCCUAGUAUAAUGUGUUGAAUGUUGGCUGCCAGUUCACGCCUUUUCUAGUUUUGAUAAUUUUUGUGUAGUUUCAUGUUUUUCAGUGAUAUACUUGACUUAAUCUGCAUCUUAUAGAUCAUUGUGAUUUUUCUAAAGUGCCAAUACCCAUAUUGAUCAGAUAGUGAUUAUGACUAUUGAUGUAGCAAAAAUACCCUUUAAUCUCUGAUUUUGGAAGCAUUUCAUGUUUUUGAAGUUGAACUCAUCUGACAACUUAAGUGGACAAUUGUAACAACAUAUGGAACAUAUUUUCAAAUCUGUGUGCCAUUUUGUUCAUGAGGCACAGUAUUUGAAUUGGGAGACUAAUAGGCUACAGCCUGCAGUUUUGCAAAGUCCUACAUAUCCAGCGUGUCAUGAAUUGCUCAUGUUUCUCACCUGCUGUGGGAGUGUUACUUGCUGAGAAACUGCAAUCAGAUUGACAGUUAAAGGGCGAGGCUGUAAGCCAUUUGUGCCAGCCAGGUUCCAGGACUGGGGUCCGUUGUGUGGCGGGAUGCUGAGGACCACAGUGGGGUGUGUGGGGGUGGAGGAGAGAGAUGAGGAGCAGGAGGAUGAAGGUGAAGAGGACUUGCGGGAUGGAGGUGUGCCCUUCUUUGUGAACAGGGGAGGCCUACCGGUGGAUGAGGAGACUUGGGAGCAGAUGUGGAGGCAUGUGGCCCGGAUUCACCCUAAUGGUGAGGCCAUAGGGAAACGCAUCCGGGGAGCCAGUGAUCUGCCCAAGAUUCCAACACUGAGUGUGCCUACAUACCAGCCAACCACCAGUAUCCCACAGCGCCUAGAAGCCAUACAGAAAUACAUCAGGGAUUUGCAGUACAAUCACACAGGAACACAGUUUUUUGAAAUCAAGAAGAGCAGGCCUCUUACUGCGUUGAUGGACAUCGCCAAGGAGAUGAUCCGGGAGUCACUACCAAUCAAGUGUCUGGAGGCAGUGAUCCUUGGAAUUUACCUCAGCAACAGCAUGCCGGGUGUGGAGCGCUUCCCCCUCAGCUUUAAGACGCAGUUCUCAGGGAACCACUUUUGCCACAUCGUGCUGGGGGUGCACAGCGGUGGCCGCUUCGGGGCACUGGGCAUCAGCCGGCGGGAGGACCUCAUGUUCAAACCCCUGGAGUUCCGCACGCUGGCUGACCUGGUGCAGGAGUUUGAGGGGGCCUACAGGGGCUACUGGCACACCUUGAGAAAGGUGAAGAUUGGUCAGUAUGUGUCCCAUGACCCCCACAGUGUGGAACAGAUAGACUGGAAACACUCCAUAAUAGACGUGGACAAACUGACCAAGGAGGAGCUGCGGAGAGAGCUGGAGAGACACACCCGGGACAUGAGGCUGAAGAUUGGGAAGGCUGCGCCCCCUUCACCCACCAAAGACAGGAAGAGUAACAUGGGCUCGCCCCUCCGUAACCCAGGCAGCCCCAUGCGCAGGAACAGCCGCAUCGAGAGACGUCCAUCUGGAGAGAAGAAAGUUCUUGAUCCGAAGCCACCUCCAGACAUGAAUGGAUAUCAGAUUCGAGUGUGAGGAGGAUUUCACUUCAUAAAAUCAUCCUUUGUGUUCAGUUUUCCAAAUAGGUUUGUACUUUGUAAGCAAUUUAUUUCGCAUUCAACAAACGUGUGGUAUACUGUACAGAGCUUGGCCAUGUCAAUAACUGGUUAUUGACUAAAUGUACAGUACUAGUCAAAAGUUUGGUCACCUACUCAUUCUAAGGGUUUUCUUUAUUUUUAUUAUAUUCUACAU